AAUGGGAGGGCGCCGACCACGAGCCGUCCUCCCUCGGGCCUCGUGUCCCUCGCCCUGAUUGGUUGAAAGUUACUGUGGGAAAGAAAGUUUGGGAAGUUUCACACGAGCCGUUCGCGUGCAGUGAGAGAUAUAAAUACAAGGCACACGCGGAGAGUCCGACAGAGAGAGAGAGAGAAAACUACGUCCGCUCCUGCUGCAGCUGCGCAUCACUGACGGAUUCUAACUCAUCCCGGGAUUUGCUUCCGACAGAGACGGACUUUCAAAUACUAGCUGACAACAUCAGCUUAAUUUUUAUACACAAGUGGAUGGGAAUUUGCUGUGUUUUUGUUGGAUUUUUCUAAUAAGAAAGAAAAGAUGCCUGCCGAUAUGAUGGAAAAAUCCUCAUCCUCUCCGGUCGCUGCGACGCCGGCGAGCAUGAACACAACUCCUGACAAGCCUAAGACAGCAUCUGAACACAGAAAGUCAUCAAAGCCGAUCAUGGAGAAGAGGAGACGAGCCAGAAUAAACGAGAGCUUGGGUCAGCUGAAGACUCUCAUUCUGGAUGCGCUCAAAAAAGAUAGCUCCAGACACUCCAAACUGGAGAAGGCAGACAUCCUGGAGAUGACAGUGAAGCACCUCCGGAACCUGCAGAGAGCUCAGAUGACUGCUGCUCUGAACACUGACCCCUCCAUAUUGGGAAAAUAUCGCGCAGGAUUCAGUGAAUGCAUGAAUGAAGUCACCCGAUUCCUUUCCACCUGCGAGGGCGUCAACACCGAAGUCAGGACGCGGCUCCUGGGCCACCUGGCCAGCUGCAUGACGCAGAUCAACGCCAUAAACUACCCCAGCCAGCAUCAGCACCAGCACCAGCUCCCUCCAGCAGCCGGGUCGACGCACCCCUCCUUCGCCCAGUCCAUGGUUCAGAUCCCCAGCUCCUCCCCGCAGGUGCUCCCAAUGAACCCCGCGUCCUGCAAAGGGGGCUCCCCGCCGGCCAGCUUACCGUCAGACGCGACCAAAGUGUACGGCGGCUUCCAGAUCGUACCUGCCACAGACGGACAGUUCGCUUUCCUCAUACCCAACGCGGCAUUUGCGCCGAACGGCCCCGUUAUCCCCGUGUACGCAAACAACAUGAGCACGCCGGUGCCUGUUCCUGCCGCGGUGUCCCCCGGAGCCCCAUCCGCCAACACAGACUCAGUGUGGCGACCCUGGUGAAAAAAGAAGCACCAGGAGGGGGGAAAAAAGACUAACUAUACACUUAAUAGUUUUAAAUCUUUGGUCAAUAGAAAGUUGUUUCAAACCUGUUUUUAUUUUUCUUGUAAAAUGGAAAGAGUAUGCACUAUAUUUGUACAGCUAACAAGGGAGUAAAGUUCAUAUUGAAAUGAGAUUUGUAUCGUGGAAGUCCGUUCACUGCAUUUUUAUAUAUAUAUUUGAGUUGUCUUUUUUACUGUGUGACGCCAAAGAUAUGUUCAAUGCUCUUAUGCUGUUCUUCGUUUUGGAAGACAAAUAAAUUUGUAAAGAUACGAAAA
Messenger RNA from Gambusia affinis (western mosquitofish), 1502 nucleotides. It is a transcript of the gene hes1, whose product is annotated as hairy-related 6. The transcript has 4 exons. NCBI's taxonomy places the organism in Eukaryota, Metazoa, Chordata, Actinopteri, Cyprinodontiformes, Poeciliidae. Gene Ontology annotation, molecular function: RNA polymerase II cis-regulatory region sequence-specific DNA binding; protein dimerization activity; DNA-binding transcription factor activity, RNA polymerase II-specific. The coding region runs from base 355 to 1188 and encodes 277 amino acids. Gene Ontology annotation, cellular component: nucleus. The record is from RefSeq and is a predicted model, not a curated record. Gene Ontology annotation, biological process: anterior/posterior pattern specification; negative regulation of neuron differentiation; regulation of neurogenesis.